UCUCUCUCUCUCUCUCUCUCUCUCUCUCCUUUUGCUUUCUUGGUAGUAGCAGGGAGGAAGGAGGGGGUGGGCGCAAGAAAGAGGGAAAAGAGAAAACAGAAAAAGAAUUGCAUGCCGCUAUGUCUGAAUAUAGCCUCUACUUCUUAAACAACAGAGUUUGCUGGUCUCCCUCCCCUAUCCUGCAAUUUAAUUCCUUACAGAUUUUGCCAUGGGGUGCGGACUUAGAAAGCUAGAAGACCCUGAUGAUAGCAGCCCUGGAAAAAUAUUUUCUACCCUGAAGAGACCGCAAGUGGAAACAAAGACAGAAUUUGCUUACGAAUAUGUAUUGCUGGACUUUACAUUACAAGCUUCGCCAAACCCAGAAGUCAUCAAGAUAAAUUCCAUUCUUGAUAUAGUAACAAAAGUGGAAGACUACUAUCUUAAAGGAUAUAUUGUUGGAGCUAUUCAUCCUGUUAUACAACCUGUGGGGCAGCAAAAACACUUGCCUGCAAGUUACCUAUACAGGGUGGUGCUCUCGCGCUUGAAAUUAAGCUCGAAGCAUUCGACAGCACCCAGUGGACAAAGACGCCCAAGGCUUGUGAUUGAGGAAUGUCCUUUAACUUAUGAGACACAAACAAAUGACGUAACAAAAGAACUGAUAGAAAAGGUUAAUGUAGCUGGUAAAAGAGGAAUGAGAUUUGUUGGAUUCAUAUCACAGCACUAUGCACCACUUAAAUUCUGCAAUGGAACCACCCUUGAUGGAGACAUUGAAUCAACACUGCAUGUGAGACGUAGUCCAGAGGAAAACUGUAAAAACUGGAAUGAAGGAACAUUAAGUGGGCAAUCGUCUGAAAGUGGAAUCGAGGAAGAACUGCAUCGUGAAAGCGGACAGUGUCAAAUGGAACGAGAUGGCAGCCCCAGUUUCUCUAAAUCAAGAAAAGGAGAAGAUAACAAGUUGUAUACAGUCUUCAAUGUUUUUGAUGAUGAAUCAACCUGCUGGAACUAUCAGGAAGGCAUCCUGUCAAUGAAAGUAACAAGAAAAGGCUCUGUCAUUAGUACACUUGAUGCUGAUUGGCUGGAGUUAACUACAUUUUAUUAUAAACAAGGCUUGUCUUUAAUUGAUUCUUUUGUAUGCUGGGAAACAUCUAAAGGGGAUCAACUGUCGAAAUCUUUGGAAGGAGUCUUUAUCUAUGAAGAAGAAGGCUCUGGAGUACCAGGAUUCAGCAGGAAAGGAAAUGAUGCCAUCGUAGUAGAACAAUGGACAGUUAUUGAGGGUUGUGAAAUCAAGACAGAUUAUGGUCCUCUGCUGCACACUCUGGCUGAGUUUGGAUGGCUCCUGACAAGCGUGUUGCCUACUCCUAUACUGAGACAUGACAGUGAGGGGAAUUUGGCUACAAAGCAGGUUGUAUUCCUUCAGAGACCAGUUAUGUGGAAUUCAGCUGCUCAGACACCAGAAAGGAAAGGCAGUCGGCACGUGAAAGGUGAAGACAGGAGUAAAGUCCCAAGCAGGAGUGUCAGCUUGGACACAGACCUGUUACAGCCUGCAGAGAGCAGAAGCCCACCUGAGGAGUGCCUACUCGCCCCUUCUAGAGAAUGCUGGAUGAAGAAGAGGCCAGCCCAGCCCAGCAGCUUCUCCGGGUUCAGCAACAGUGACAGCGUCCUGCGGGAACUAGAUGAUGGACAGUUUGACCAGGAAGACGGAGUAACUCAGGUCACUUGUAUGUGAGCAAAGAAGGAAAGCAACAGACGUUCUGUAAAUAAUUAUUAAAGUAAUUCCCAAGUUACUUUACUGUACUUCUUUAUCUGCAUUUAUGGGAUACUUUGAAUCUUUCCAGACUCAGGCUUUCCUCUAAUCUACCUAAACUUUGGUUCAACCUCCCAGGCAAGGAAGAGUAACCAACAUAUUUGUGAAUUUAGAAGCAUGUUUCACAGUUUUCUCAACUAAAACAUGUUUAAACAGAUGCCUCAUUAGGAUAUUAACUGAUAAUGUACUUCAGUUUCUCAUGAAUAUGCAAAGUAUAUUUUUCUUACAAUUGCUGGUAAGACAACUAAAUAUCUCAAUCAGUAUUUUUACCUAAUUAGAAAAUUCUCAGGAAGUUAGAGUCUUACUUAAGCUGAAAAUUUUCUCUUUCCCUCUCUCUCUUACACACAUAUAAAGGGCUAAUUAAUAAAAUACCUAUUACCUGAAUAUAACAAUUAAGCCAAGUUUUGUCUUUAAGUAUGGCAUGUACAUACAAAGCAAAUCCUUAUUUGUUAAAAUAUCCUUUUAGGGAUAUUUUAGGGAAUCUACCUGAUAAAGAAUUCCGAAUAAUGAUAGUGAAAUUGAUCCAAAAUCUUGAAAUUAAAAUGGAAUCACAGAUAAAAUAUCCUUAAAAAAAAAAUCUUUUUUUUUGUAUGCCUUUAAAAAAGGGUCACCAUGUUACCAACAUUGUACUGAUUCAUCAAGCUUAAACUUUCUUGCAUCUAACAGUCUAGAAAUAGAGUGGAGCAUCAUCCCUAAAAAUUCAAUACAAAAAGAACUCACAAUGUACAUGUUUAAAAACCUUAGUAGACAGAAUUAAUUCUCUUUUUAAAAUUGUAAAUAGCUGAAAAGGGAAACACCAACUUUAAAUGAAAACUGAAGCAUUUUACAUCUAUCUAGAUGUAAAUUAUGCUUUUAUUUUGAUUGCUAAAGCAUGAAAAAUGUGGAAACCCAGAAUUUUCAGUCCUACAGGAGUAAAGAGGUGCUCACAACAUAUGUGAAAUGUAUGGUGACCUAUUUGUUCCAUCUCUGCUUUUUUUCCUCUGCUAACAGGGGAACUUUUGCCUUGCCAAACCUUUAACAGGUAAAGAUUAAAAUUUUAUAAAAUAGAAGAAUUUCAUUUUAUCUAUGAAAGACUUUGAAAUGUGGGAAACUUCAAAUGAAUUACAACUGUGCCAUUGAUGGGUUCAGCCUAUUAUAUAUUUUUAUUAGCAUUGGUGUUGACAUUAUAAGAUCAUUUGAAUAACAAAAUGUCAUUUGUUAUUGGGCUAUUGUCUUACUGAACAUUAAUGCUUAUAAUAUGUUUUACACAUAUGACAGGUAUGUAUUACAUGUUAUCAAAUAUAUGGUGUAACUGAUCUCCGUGAAUUGAUGGUAAGAUUGAUGUGCAAUUAUUCCGCUUCUACCAUGCACAAGCAUUACCUUUGUAUGUAUAAAGGAACAUAGAAUAUUCUGCUCAGUACUAUUCUGUGGAAAUAGCUACUAAUAUUGUUUGCAGAAAUGGUUUUGUUUUUUUUACUUUUAGAGAACCUGAGUUCCAUAUUUAAGAGUUGGUGAAUUUUUGGUAGAAAUAAAUACUGCUGCUGGAGCCCACAAAAUGCCAUGAGUUAUGAAACACAGGUAAUAAACUCAGAAAAAUGGGACCAUUUUUCCCAAAGGCAGGGUUUACAACAGGCAGAGAUUCUGGUAUAUAGUCUGUCAGUAUACAGAAGGAAUUUGAUGUAUUAAAGACAGAGAUAGAAAUUUAUAUUGGCUAAAGAAAAACUCAGAAAUCUUGCUUUUAAUUCUUAAAAAUUUGCAUAAAAAUGCUUUCUUUUCACA
Molecule: messenger RNA, 3541 nt
Organism: Bubalus bubalis (water buffalo)
Lineage: Eukaryota; Metazoa; Chordata; Mammalia; Artiodactyla; Bovidae
Gene: RFTN2
Product: raftlin family member 2
Exons: 10
Coding region: 209-1705 (498 amino acids)
Source: RefSeq, a predicted model, not a curated record